Molecule: messenger RNA, 1278 nt
Organism: Mycena indigotica
Lineage: Eukaryota; Fungi; Basidiomycota; Agaricomycetes; Agaricales; Mycenaceae
Product: Methionine aminopeptidase 2
Exons: 10
Coding region: 19-1278 (419 amino acids)
Biological process (GO): proteolysis
Molecular function (GO): metalloaminopeptidase activity
Source: RefSeq, a predicted model, not a curated record
CAUCAAUACACGACCACCAUGAUCCAAAUUCCACCUGCAGAGCUCCAGCCCGACGUUGAAAUGGAUGAGAAUGAAGUUGACGACGGUACUCAGGACGCCGACGGCAAUUCUGAAGUCAAGAAAAAGAAAAAGAAGAAGAAAUCCAAGAAAAAGGCUACCAAACCCGUCCAAAGUGACCCUCCCCGCAUCGGAUUGUCGCAGUUCUUCCCUGAUGGAGUUUACCCUGCUGGAGAAAUCCAGGAUUAUAAGGACGACAAUCUUUGGCGCAAAACAUCGGAAGAGAAGCGCUAUCUGGAACGGAUGGCCAUGGAAGACCCCGAAGCAACCUACGAAAGUAUCCGCAAAGGCGCUGAAACACACCGACUCGUUCGUCAGCAUGCGAGAAAGAACAUACGCCCCGGGAUGUCCCUCAUGGACAUUGCGGAAAACAUCGAGGCUGGUGUGCGCGCGCUGGCCGAAGGUGACGGCCUUGACGCUGGAGUUGGGUUCCCUACUGGCCUCAAUAUUAACAACUGUGCUGCCCAUUUCUCGCCGAAUGCAGGUGAUACGACUGUCCUCAAGAUGGGCGACAUCCUCAAGGUGGACAUUGGAGUCCAUGUGAAGGGUCGAAUUUGCGAUUCUGCGUUUACCAUGUCCUGGGCACCAGAAUACGACCAGCUUUUGGAAGCCGUAAAAGCUGCGACAAACACAGGCAUUCGCGAGGCUGGAAUUGACGUUCGUCUCGGUGAACUCGGCGCUCUUAUCCAGGAAACUAUGGAGUCUUACGAAGUUGAAAUCGGCGGAAAGGUCUACCCAGUGAAACCGAUUUCCACUCUUUGUGGACAUACCAUCACUCCAUACCAGAUUCAUGGGGGUGCGCGUGGAAAAUCAGUGCCCUCGGUCCGGUCCAAUGACCAAACUAAGAUGGAAGAAGGCGAAUAUUUUGCUAUCGAAACAUUUGGAUCGACGGGACGCGGUCGUGUUAUUGAAAAUGGCGACUGCUCACACUACGCCAAAAUAUACGAUGCUCCAAAUGUACCGCUGAGGCUCACAAGUGCGAAGUCACUGUUGAAAACGAUCAAUAAGAACUUUGGUACUCUACCAUUCUGCAGACGAUACCUCGAUCGUCUUGGAGAGAGCAAAUACCUGUUUGCUCUAAACCACCUUGUUGCGCAAGGUGUUGUUGCCGACUACCCACCACUUUAUGACCAAAUCGGCAGUAUGACGGCCCAAUUCGAGCAUACGAUCAUACUUCGCCCAACUUGCAAGGAGGUUGUGAGCAGGGGCGACGACUAUUAA